Messenger RNA from Caenorhabditis elegans, 2463 nucleotides. RefSeq names its product PAW domain-containing protein (gene Y50D4B.4). Gene Ontology annotation, biological process: glycoprotein catabolic process. Gene Ontology annotation, cellular component: cytoplasm. Lineage: Eukaryota; Metazoa; Nematoda; Chromadorea; Rhabditida; Rhabditidae. The record is from RefSeq and is marked reviewed. The transcript is spliced from 19 exons. The coding region runs from base 21 to 2396 and encodes 791 amino acids.
ACACACUUUUCAAACGACUAAUGUCAUCGCAAAAUCCUGUGUACUCUCCUCUGUCGCUAGGAGAAACAAACAUAUCGCAACAAAAGCAUCCUUCUAAAAAGAGCACAGCUUUGGCUCUCGUUGGAACUCUAGUCAUUUUUUCAACAGUCUCUUUAGCCAUAUUUGGGGGUUUUUCAAACGACGACUCUGAUGACAAUUUUGGAAUAGCUCACGUGCCAUACCAUAAGACAUUAACAACACAGAAUGAGUCUAUCCAAUUGGGAAACCGUUUCAAAAACAGAUACUUUGAGUUCAAGUACGAAAUUGUACGAGGAAACUAUUCACACACUAACGAAGAUGAAUUAGCGGUUAAACCAUUUAUCGUGAGGAAUAUUGAAAGACAUUCUGAUGGAGAACCAUACGAUGUAUACUUACAUAAGAUAAAACCUGAUGAGGAAGGAAUGAUCUACUGGAAAUUCAACUUAAAGGCUACUGAUAAAGUAGUGAAGACGCUGGUAAUUCGAAUGAUAGGAAUCAAUCAGACACUCAACGAAGGAGGCAAAGCCGAGGCUUGUUUGGAAACUUUUGAGAACUGCUUGGAAGCUCCGGCAAACCAGGAUUUGACCAUUGAUAUGCCACGAGCUGACACUCUUUUCUUAGGAGUAAAGCUGUACAAGAAUAUAAAAGUAUUCCGAUAUGCUGAAGAGUGUAUGGGAUGUGAGGAGCUUGAGAGCGGUUUUUCGGUUAAAGCCUACUGGGUUUCAACGCAAGAUCACCUUCUCAACAUUUCCUCUACAUUCCAUGACGACAGUGGACGGGUUUUUGCACUGUCCCCAAAGACUGGAGAAAACUAUGCAAAGUUCACGUAUAACUUCCUUAAUAAUUCGUAUUCACACAACGAGCCAGAUGGGUCACCAGUCAGAUUAUUCGAUUUUAAUGGCUUGGAACGAGUAGAGGAUUAUACAGAGAAUACUGUAUUCUUACGCAGAAAAAACCCAAAGGAAAAGGGAAACAUUAAAUGGGCGCUCGAUUUGAAUAUCGAUGGACUAUCAGUGGAGACAGUUGUGAUCAAAAUCAUAGGAAUCGACGAAAUUGACAAUGGUGGAGGAACGGCCAUAGCCUGUGGACAUGAUCUUACUUCAAUAGUUAACCCGAGAUGCGGCAAUAUUCCGUUUAACGGAAAAAUCACUUUUUUUAAUAACGCUUUCCAUCGUUUAUAUUUGAAUAUAACGCUGGACGAGGAUAUUCAAAUUUUUAAGACCAAACUCGAUGACGAGGGCAGUUUGGAGAAUGUUUCUGUUGAAGUGUACUGGAGUGACUGGAGAGAUGACGUGCCAUUCCAUUGGACAUUAAAAACGCAGAAUGAGUCUAUCCAAUUGGGAAACCGUUUCAAAAACAGAUACUUUGAGUUCAAGUACGAAAUUGAACGCGGAAAAUAUUCACACACUAACGAAGAUGAAUCAGCGGUUAAACCAUUUCUUGUGAAAAAUAUCGAAAGACAUGCUGAUGACGACACAUACGAUGUAUACUUACAAAAGAUAAAACCUGAUGAGGAAGGAAUGAUCUACUGGAAAUUCGACUUAAAGGCUACUGAUAAAGUAGUGAAGACGCUGGUAAUUCGAAUGAUAGGAAUCAAUCAGACACUCAACGGAGGAGGCAAAGCCGAGGCUUGUUUGGAAACUUUUGAGAAUUGCACGGAAAUUCCGGUGGACGAGGAUUUGAUCAUUGAUAUGCCACGAGCUGACACUCUUUUCUUAGGAGUAAAGCUGUACAAGAAUAUAAAAAUAUUCCGCAAAGCUGAAAGGUGUGUGCGAUGUUCGGGGCUUUUGAGCGGUUUUUCGGUUAAAGCCUACUGGGUUUCAACGCAAGAUCACCUUCUCAACAUUUCCUCUACAUUCCAUGACGACAGUGGACGGGUUUUUGCACUGUCCCCAAAGACUGGAGAAAACUAUGCAAAGUUCACGUAUAACUUCAUCAAUAAUUUGUAUUCACACACCGAGCCAGAUGGGUCACCAGUCAGAUUAUUCGAUUUUAAUGGCUUGGAACGAGUAGAGGAUUAUACAGAGAAUACUGUAUUCUUACGCAGAAAAAACCCAAAGGAAAAGGGAAACAUUCGAUGGGCGCUCAAUUUGAGAAUCGAUGGAAAAUACGUGGAAAAAGUAGUUAUUGGAAUAAUUGGAAUUGAAGAGAUUGCCAAUCGGGGAGGAACGGCCAGAGCCUGUUGGAAUGUUUUAUACAAUUGCAUCGAUAUUCCGAUUGACGGAACUUUCACAUUGCAAAAUAAUGUUGUCGAUCUUUCUUUGGAUAUAGAGCUGGACGAGGAUAUUCAAAUUUUUAGGACCAAACUCGACGAUGAGGGCAGUUUGGAGAAUGUUUCUGUUGAAGUCUACUGGAGGGGCCAGAGAGAGAACAACUAAGAAUACUCUGCACCGCCCAUUUGGUUUCUUUUUUUUUUUGUAAAUUACAAAUAAAAAUGUGCGAUUU